UCUUCUUUUACAGCUGGUUUGUGUGUAUUCCUCUCAGUAUUGCUGCCUACGGCGUGGGCUUUUUAUUCCCCCAGUGAUGGUGUUACUGAAUUAACACCAACCAACUUUGAUAGACUAGUGGCGCAAGACGAUGCCAUUUGGGUGGUGGAGUUUUAUGCCCCUUGGUGUGGACAUUGCCAAAGUUUAGUGCCUGAAUAUAAAAAACUUGCCAAGGCCUUAAAAGGUAUUGUUAAAGUAGGUUCUGUUAAUGCCGAUGAACACCAAUCUUUGGGUGGCCAAUUUGGUGUAAGAGGUUUCCCCACCAUUAAAAUCUUUGGCGCCAACAAACGUUCGCCCACAGAUUACAAUGGCCAACGUACAGCCAAAGCAAUUGCGGAGGCGGCUUUAGCUGAGGCUAAGAAAAAAGUUCAAGCUGCUUUUGGCGGUGGUAGCAGCGGCGGCAGCAGCGGUGGUUCUUCAAGCGAUGAUGUCAUCGAACUAACAGAUGAUAACUUCGAUAAAUUGGUACUACAAUCUGAAGAUGAUUGGUUGGUGGAAUUCUUUGCUCCUUGGUGUGGUCACUGUAAGAACUUGGCUCCCGAAUGGUCCAAGGCUGCUGGUCAACUUAAAGGCAAAGUCAAAUUGGGUGCUCUUGAUGCUACAGUGCACCAAAGCAAGGCCGCUGAAUAUGGUGUCAGAGGCUAUCCCACCAUUAAAUAUUUCCCUGCUGGUAAGAAACGCUCCUCAGAUGCUCAAGAAUACGAUGGUGGCCGCACCUCUUCCGAUAUUGUUACCUGGGCCUUGGACAAACACGCUGCCAAUGUGGCUCCACCAGAGUUGGUGGAAAUCAUAGAUGAAUCCUCAUUCGAUAAAGCCUGCGAGGGUAAACCUCUGUGUAUCAUCUCUGUGCUGCCUCAUAUUCUUGACUGUGAUGCCAAGUGCCGUAACAAAUUCUUGAGCACACUACGUACACUGGGUGACAAAUUCAAACAGAAACAAUGGGGCUGGGGUUGGUCUGAAGCCACCGCUCAAUCAGAAUUGGAAGAAUCAUUGGAAAUUGGAGGUUUUGGUUAUCCUGCCAUGGCUGUGGUCAAUUUCAAGAAAAUGAAAUUCUCUGUACUUAAGGGAUCCUUCUCGCAAGAUGGUAUUAAUGAAUUUUUACGUGACAUUUCCUUUGGCCGCGGACAAACUGCUCCCGUUAAGGGCGCUAAGAAACCAAAGAUGAACACUGUAGACGCCUGGGAUGGUAAAGACGGUCAAUUGCCGGCCGAAGAAGAUAUUGAUCUAUCUGACAUUGAUUUGGAUGACGAUGUCAAAGAUGAAUUGUAAAUAAACCGCCACCAAAAACAAUUUAAAAUAACAACACUUCCUCUUCACAAACAUACAAACAUUUGUAAUCUAUCAUUUAAGACUGCAUCAUUGAAAUAAUCAUGUUGAUAUUCUUGGAAAAACUAAACAAAAAUGCAUUUGAAAAUCUACUAAAUACAUUUAUUCGUAAGACACUUUUUGAUUUUCAACACGAUUAAUUAUCCUGCUGUACCUUUCCUCUUUUUCUACUUUGUAUACUUUAUAAGAUUAUUUUAUAAAAUUAUUUUAAAGAUAUAUUUUUUAUUUUUAAAACAAUUUUAAGUUAAAUAAAUAAUAAUUUAGAAAAAAUAAAA
Calliphora vicina (urban bluebottle blowfly) is the source of this 1640-nucleotide messenger RNA. RefSeq names its product Protein disulfide-isomerase A6 homolog CaBP1 (gene CaBP1). Gene Ontology annotation, molecular function: protein-disulfide reductase activity; protein disulfide isomerase activity. The record is from RefSeq and is a predicted model, not a curated record. The annotation marks the transcript as partial. Gene Ontology annotation, cellular component: endoplasmic reticulum lumen. Lineage: Eukaryota; Metazoa; Arthropoda; Insecta; Diptera; Calliphoridae. Gene Ontology annotation, biological process: response to endoplasmic reticulum stress. The transcript has a single exon.